Pyrenophora tritici-repentis Pt-1C-BFP is the source of this 660-nucleotide messenger RNA. RefSeq lists its product as uncharacterized. NCBI's taxonomy places the organism in Eukaryota, Fungi, Ascomycota, Dothideomycetes, Pleosporales, Pleosporaceae. The record is from RefSeq and is a predicted model, not a curated record.
AUGCCGUUCCCGUCGCAGCCCGUCACAACGAGGGCUUUACUGCGAACCGAGGAACAUGCAGCCGCUCACUUAGUGCUGGCAAAACGCGGCGACGUCCUCCUUGAGCUGAGCAAGGACGGGGCAGCGGCGGGCACAUUGCUCGUCUCUUCUAUCGUCCUCGGUCUCGCGUCUCCGAUCUUUGACGCCAUGUUCAACGGCAGUUUUGCAGAAGGACAAGGCCUUUCUGCUGCUUCGCCAAAGAAGAUCGCGCUUCCUGACGAUGAUUCGACGGCCAUGACACUUUUCUGCAAAAUCGCCCAUAUGCAAACUACACGCUUGAACAAUACGCUUUCCUUUGAUACCCUCGCCGAUCUUGCCGUUGUUUGCGACAAGUACAGGUGUACUGAGAGCGUGCGCCCAUGGCUUCAGCUUUGGAUCCACAAACGACUUGCGAACCCUGGAGCCGACAAAUUCGAGAAAUUGAUCUUCGUCGCAUAUGUCUGCGAUCUUCCAAAAGAGUUCGAGGAGGUCACCUUGGCUUGUCUCCGUAGCCGUACCUACAUUGGAGAAAUGUGCAACAUAACACAUGGCUUCGACAUUGUCCCUCUGCAGAUCAUCGAUGAGUUGCGAUGUAAAUCUGAGCAUGCGUACACCACCCUACGAAACAAGCUUGAUGUCUAG